AUGUGCAGGUUCCCUCUAUUUUUGCUGUUUCUGAGUGAGUUCUUUACAACUGCCAUACUAGAGACACCUCAACAGAUUGUGACAAAAUACAGCAAUUAUAAGGCGAUCUGUAGUGGACUUGGAUAUAGAGAUACAACAUGCCAAAGCAAAGGAAUUGCAUUUCAAGCUGUGCUUAUCAAGAGUAUAACAAGUCUUGGGGCACAAAAGCCGGUAAUAUUUGAAAAGAUGACACUAAAUGAAGGUUUGGGUUAUGAUGCUACAACAGGAAAAUUUACAGCUCCGGAGGACGGGAUAUACUCCUUCAGCUGGAAUGUUUUAGUUCUUUCAGGAAAAGCGUUUCACACAGAGAUUGUCAAGGAUGGUAAAAUGGUCGCCCGAAAUUACGCCGACGGGAAAAUAGUUAAGAGUGGUUUGUACCUAGCAAGUUCCUCCACAGUAAAUAUCAAGUUGAAAUCCAAAGAGAAAGUAUGGAUCAGAGUUCAUUUAAAUUUUGGUGAAUACGUGUAUGGUAAUCACUGGUCUUACUUUUCUGGUUUUAGGAUAAACUGAUCAAUUUUUAAUCACAUUCAACGCACCAUGAAAUGUAAAUUAUUUUCUU
This is a messenger RNA of Saccostrea cuccullata (small rock oyster), 598 nucleotides long. RefSeq names its product complement C1q tumor necrosis factor-related protein 7-like. The record is from RefSeq and is a predicted model, not a curated record. Bases 1 to 549 code for a protein of 182 amino acids. Gene Ontology annotation, molecular function: protein binding. Lineage: Eukaryota; Metazoa; Mollusca; Bivalvia; Ostreida; Ostreidae. The transcript is spliced from 3 exons.